This is a messenger RNA of Colias croceus (clouded yellow), 3815 nucleotides long. Its product is annotated as dnaJ homolog dnj-5. The record is from RefSeq and is a predicted model, not a curated record. Gene Ontology annotation, molecular function: dopamine receptor binding. The coding region runs from base 193 to 2748 and encodes 851 amino acids. NCBI's taxonomy places the organism in Eukaryota, Metazoa, Arthropoda, Insecta, Lepidoptera, Pieridae. The transcript has 9 exons.
CUAAUGAAAUGUCAAUGUCUAAUGAACAAUGUGAAAUAAAGCGUCAAGUAAUAAAAUAACACAUUCACGCGUUCCAAACUUAUUUUAUGUCGAAAUCCAGUAACUGACACGAUGUUAAAUCCCUGAGUUAUUUUAAAAUAUAUUGUGCUACAGUUUUCAAUACAGAUUGUAUUCAGUGACAAUAUCAUAAUAAUGGCAAGGUCGCCGAAGGAUGAUCCGAGAUUUAGCGACACUGCAUGGAGCUAUCAAUGUGAAACCGGUGAAAAAUGUGGCUUAAAUGAUAUAAAAGGUCCAAUUGCACCUAACGCAAACAUUAUAAACGAGAGUUUAUAUACAAACCCAAAUUUCACCCCUGAUGUUUACAAGAACCAAUACAAUAUGCAAGCGGCAGACUGCGCUCCCAAUAAGGAGGAAAAUAUUCCAUUUAAUGCGAUGCCGAAUAUGAAUCGAAUGCAGCGGCAAAAUUACGGUAACGCAAUGCUUAAUUUAGGCAAUGGUCAACUAGUAAGAGUGUUUUAUGAUGAAAACAAUCAACAGUUGAUUUUCCCUAUGUCUGGUCAGUAUGAAUUGUUUAGUAGUAACCAGGGUCCUUGCGACGUACCAUUGCAGACUGCUCAGCCCCCUCAUAUGUUCACUCUGAACCAAGACUUCACUAUGGGUCAAAAUAAUUUGCAACCUUCAACAGCCACAAUACAAAAUGCUGUUUACAAUCAAGAAGGAAUGACCCAAACCUCAAAUCAACCUACUUCUAACUUCUUAAAGGAAGUAUUAGGCAAUUGGGAGCCUAACUCAAGUGGCACUUAUUCACCAUUUGGACAAAAUUAUCCUUUGAAUCACCCUGAUGCACCCUCCUUAAACAUUUUGCCUCACACCCAUAUCAAUGACAUCAAUACACCAAUUAAACCAGAACAUUCUCCCAAGAGAAAUGAGAACAGUCCGUUAGCUGAUACAAGCACAAAGAAACGCAUAGUAGCAGAAGUAAAACCAAUGCGUCCAAGCUACUCGGCUGUUCUCUCUAAGAACACUAAAACAACUAAUGCAGAAACAAUGAAUAAGAUUAAACCACAGAGUAAUAUAGAAACAAAACCAAGCAACAAACAACAUUCUAAAAAUGAUAAACCCUUGAACAAUAUGAAAAUUCAGAAUAAUGAAAACAAAAAUAGGAAUGACAAGAAACACAGCAACACUAUAUCCUCUGGUAGCGACUCGGGUGAUAUUAAUGCUGAUGAUAAUGAGAAGUGCCAAAAACCAACUAAUAAAAAAUCCAAAAAUAGACGCAACAAUAUGUCUCGUAGAUGGUCAUCAAUGGACGACGUCACUAACGAAGAGGAGCUCACGCCGAACCAAGAAAACGAGAGUCAAUUUGUGUUCAUCAAAAACCAGCCAGAGAAACAGAAAAAGGAGAAAAAAGUUGAGAAGACCAAGAUGAGCGACAAAAAUGUGGAAGAAGAAGACAAAGAUGACGAUGAGAAUACACAAUUUGUACUUCAAGAUGGUCAGAAUGACAUUAAGGCUAAAAAGAAGAAAGAAAUUCGUAGCUACCAUAAAACAAAGCCCGUGCAGGAUAAAAAGAAGACCACACAAACAAAAGUGCGUAGAAAUAAGCCUGGUUAUAUAGGACUCGCUCAAAACUAUUUGGAGCACUGGGGCGGCGCAACCUGGAAAGCACUUGUGUGGUUCCUGUACUUGCUGUCUGAUGUCUGCCACAUGAGCCUUCAUCUUUCUUUUGACUUAUGCACAUCGGUAUUUACGCAGUCAUACGUGAGUUGCCAAACAGUAUGGCGCAGUAGCAAGGAAUGGCUCUCAAAACUUCGCGACAACAAAUAUUUGAUGUACAUUGACAGGAAAUUCGGACACACACGUUUCGCUUUUUGGAGACGACUGAAAUGGUUUAGAAAAGAUAAAGACUGGGACAGUGACAAUGAAUCAAGCAAGCUUAACACCAACAUACCGUUGCCAGCCACAGGAGAAGAAGCAAUGAAAAGAUUACUCGCUUGCCAAGGAAAAGACCCAUAUAGCAUUUUAGGUGUGAGUGAAACGUGUACAGACGAAGAAAUCAAACGCUACUACCGCCGGCAAGCUUUCCUCGUGCAUCCGGAUAAGAACCAGCAGCCCGGUGCCGAAGAGGCCUUCAAAAUAUUGCAACACGCUUUCGACCUUAUUGGAGAGCCGGAGCGUCGCGAGGAAUACGAGCGCAAAGCGCAAGAGUCGCGGCACGUGGAGGCGGCGUGGAGCGAGUUCAGUGACCUCAUCGCGCAGCUGCACGACAAGAUGGAGUUCGCCGCCAAUACUAUCAGAUGCACAAACUGCGGGCGUCGGCACAAGCGCGUGGCGACGGACCGGCCGUGCUACGCGGCGCGGUACUGCGCGCAGUGCAAGAUACGACACUCCGCUAAAGAGGGUGACAUCUGGGCCGAGUCUAGUAUGUGGGGUUUGCUCGUGAUGUACUACGCGUGUAUGGACGGCGCCGUGUACCAAAUAACAGAGUGGGCCACUUGUCAGAAGAAAAACUUGAAGCAACUGCGAGCGGACUGUCACAUAGUGCAGUAUAGGAUCGUGCUCGGGAACAAAGCGGCGGCCGCUGAUGUCAACCAGAGGCCCUCUACUGGACACGAUCCAAAUCUCGAAGAAUUUUUGAACAACCUGUACAACAAGUCCGGUGUAUUUCCCAACACUGCCAACCCGAAACAACCUCCCACCGACACCGCGGAAGCGAAGAAACGACGCAAUAAAAAACCUAAAGCUUAAAAAACAUUAAAAAAAUAAUGGUUUGGCUUGAGCGCGCGAAAUUUAAAUUUAGAAUACAGUUGAAAAGAGACCUGACAUACCCCAUAAAUUAUCUGUGAACAGUUGCCUUUGAUAAAGAAUAUAUAUUGCAGAAAAUAGAUUGUAUUCUAUAUAGUACUAUAUCUCAGAGCGAAAUAUACAAAUUAGCCCUAAAUGUGUUUAACUAUAGAGAAAAGUUCUUAUUUCAACUGCAGUUGCAAUAAUAUUAUAAUCGCAUAUAAUUUUUAUGAAAAAAAGCUAAUAUCAAAAGUGGUUGAUUUUUGGCCUUUUUUCUUUAGUAUUUCAUAAGCCAAUCGAAUAUUGCUAAUCUAUAUCACUUUAAUUGCUUAAAUUUCUUUAUUAUCUUUGUAAUUAUAAUUAUUUCUUACAAAUAACAACAGUUAGUGUGUAUUGAAUAACGUUAUAUACUGUACAAUGUUAACAUAAAGAUCACAUUCAUAUUUUUGAUGCUUAUAAUAUUCUUCAUUUAAAAUAUUUUCAAAUGUUUAUGUAAGUAGCAUAAAGAGGAGUAUUAUUGCUAGAAAUAUUCACUUUGUAAUAAUCAAUUUAUUCAUUAUUAUCAUAAAAAUCACCAUAAUAUUAUAUGUAAAAAACACAGACACAUUGAAAAUCUCUUGAAACGUAAUCAUGCUUCUCUUUAUGAUAAUUUAUAUUUACACCAAAUAGUACAAUGUCGUUUGCAUUCAUAAUAUUUAAAUGUUAAAAUUACCGUGAUCGAGAGGUUGACUUUAUUUUUGUGUGGUAUUCAUUAUAAGCAUAUAAUUUUUAUUAUAAGUCGACACUGAAUGUUGUGAUUUCAAAAAAAUGUUCAUUAGUUUUAUAAAAUACUCGAAGUGAGAUUGAAUACUGCAUUGUCUCAAAUUUGUUAGAGUAUUAAAAAAAAUAAAGCAAUGUCGAUUUAUUAUAAAAUUGAGUGAUUCGGAGCCGCACUGCCUUGAAGAGAUUAUAUUAGGUUAGAGAGAGACCGCUGUACUAAUUCAUUGUGCGUAGGCGUUUGCGCUUCAUAUGUCAAUAAACAUGAAAGCAUA